GUUCACUUGGUUUGAUUUUUGUCGUCUAAAGCGAGCCGAGUGAUAACUAGGCAUGGAGAUAUUAUGUUAUUCCAAAAGCAUUUAGGUAACUUGACAAUGACAUUCACAAAGAAGAUCUGAGAGUAUAUUGCAAUAACUUUUGGACCAAACAUAAUAUCCAAAUAAAGAACUUUCAGGACUAAACCAUUUAUUUCAGAAAAAUAUUGGAAUCGUAUAGUAUGUUUGAUUUCUUCAUUUUUUUUAAUUUGUCUGCAAUGUAGUUUUUGGCUUUUUGCAAAGCUUAUCUCCUUUUAAAUAAUAAAAAUCUGCUAAAAGUGUAAAAACUAGAGCUACGUAUUUUAUUAGGAGAUAUCCGGCUGGGCCUGUGCUGUGUGUGCGCUGCUCCGCAAUUUCUAAUUUUCUUGCUGCAAUUUUCGUUUUGCGAUUACCAUUUCAUUGUUUAAUCGUAUUAUCUUCUUUCUUUCUCUUCUUCGGCCUCACCUCCGGCGUUACAGCGAGGAAACAAAUCCAGAGAUGGCAGGGGCAAAUCUCUGGUUGGCCGGCGGCCAAGCGGUCGCGACGGCGCCCCAAUUGAAGCCCACCUUCUGUGGCCUUGACUCCUCGCCCAAAAAACCCAUCAGCAACAGCUUCGGCUUCGUGGGGUGGAAUAGUUUUCUCCAUCACAGUAGCUCCAAGUCCAGAAUCCGCAAGAAUUUACGGAGUUGCCGAUGUGGUGGCGAUAUUAUUAGUAGCAGUUCCGCUGAUGUGUGUUCAUCUUCUUACUCGUCUCUGGACUGGGAUUGGAAUAGAUGGGGCCGUCACUUCGCUGAGAUCGAGCAAGCUGAGAGCUUUGCCUCUGUUCUCAAGUUUCAACUGGAAGAAGCAAUUGAAAAGGAAGAGUUCCAGGAAGCUUCAAAGUUGAAGAAGGCCAUAGCUGAAGCUACUUCAAUGGAUAGUGUUGCUGAAAUCAUGUUUGAACUCAAGAACGCUAUUGACGAAGAGCGAUACCAUGAUGCUUCAAAAUUAUGUAAACACACUGGAAGUGGAUUGGUAGGUUGGUGGGUAGGUUAUUCAACAGAUUCCUCUGACCCCUUUGGAAGACUUGUUCGUAUAACACCUGGCAUGGGAAGAUUCAUCGCCAAGAGUUACACCCCAAGGCAGUUGGUCAAUGCAUCUUCUGGUACUCCAUUGUUCGAGAUAUUUGUUGUCAAAGAUCCAGAUGAAAAAUAUGUGAUGCAAGUAGUUUGUUUGCGAGCCAAAGCAAGUUCGAAGAAUUCCACAACUUCCCCACCUAAAUCUGUAAAACCCUCUACGGCUGAGGUGGAAAGUGUAUCUGAUGGAGAUGUUGAGCAAAAUGAGGUUAAAGAAGAGGCAACUGAUGAAAAGGGUGUAAAUAUCGAGGGAGCUACUGAGGAAGGAAUUAAAAGUGUGAUAAAUUUUCUUAAAGAUAAAAUUCCAGGGUUGAAAGUGAAGGUCAUGAACGUUAAUGUUACUGAAGAAGUGGCGGCGGAAGAUGAUGAUGCUUUGAAGCAGUUGAUUCAAAAUGAGGAUGAAAAGGCAGUGUCUAAUGAAGAUUCUGAAGACGAAUCUGAGAAGUUAGAAGAGAUUCAGUCGGAUGGAGUUUCCUUAGUGAGUAGUAGUGAGUCCUCAGAGGAUGGAAAAGAUCUCGAUAUGAAACUUUUUAUUGGUGGAGUGGUGCAUAACAAUGAGGAUACCCCUACCAAGGAUGAUUAUUCCCGCGUGCCGGCUGAGAUCAAAGAUGUCGAGAAAGAUUCUUUCGUUCUACACAUCCCUGAGAGAAUCUUGGACUAUGACAAUGCAGACAGUAAGCCUUCCAAGUUGAAAGUGGCAGCAAUUGCAGCUAAAGGUGUUUCUGAACUUAUGCCUUCAGAUAUAGCGAAGGCAUUUUGGGGCGCCGACAAAGUUUCUUCAAAGGUUUCCAGGAAUGUGCGUGAAAUAUUCAAACUUGCUGUUAGUCAGGCUCAAAAGCAGAGUAGAUUGUCGGAAUUCACAAACUUCUCCAGAAUUACAAAUACAAAUGAUCUAGAUCCAUUUGACGGCCUAUAUGUUGGUGCAUUUGGUCCUUAUGGAACAGAGGUAGUUCAGUUGAGGCGUAAAUAUGGUCGCUGGAAUGAUGGGAAAGGCUCCUCUGAAUUAGAGUUCUUUGAGUAUGUUGAGGCCGUGAAGCUGACUGGGGAUCUUAAUGUUCCUGCCGGCCAGGUUACAUUUCGCGCCAAAAUUGGCAAAGGGAGUCGCAAUUCCAAUCGUGGGAUGUAUCCCGACGAACUAGGAGUGGUUGCGAGUUAUAAAGGCGAAGGAAGAAUAGCAGAGUUCGGUUUCAAGAACCCGAGAUGGGUUGAAGGGGAACUUCUCCAACUGAAUGGCAAGGGAAUCGGUCCAUAUGUGAAAGGUGCAGAUCUCGGAUUCCUGUAUGUAGUCCCAGAGCAGAGCUUCUUGGUGCUGUUCAACCGGUUGCGAUUACCAGAAUAAGCUCAAGAAAAUGGAUCAUUUAUCAUCCCAGCAGAGAGUUUUUAUUUUUGUAAGACAGAAUGUAUGCCACACCCCUCACUCUUCUACAAAUAAUGUGUAUGUACCUAUGCGAUCCUUGGACGAGAGGAGGGCGGUUUUCCUUCCUUGCCCCACACACUUCUCUCAACUGCUUCCCUGAUAUUACUUACUCUCCACGUCUUCACUUGUCCAUUGAUUCUGAUAGCAAUCCGCGUCGAAACACGAAAUGCUGAGAAAGGAGUGAGUUUAGAAUGGCAACUUCUUGCUUCUUUUUGCAGGUUUUUGCUGUCCAGGAAAAAUGCAAAGUGAUGUGGAAGUUUGAAACUAGUGAAGGGGGAAAAGCUUAAAGGGAAGUAUUUGGUGCCUUUCUUCUUCUUGCUCCCUUUAUGAGUAUAUUCUUUCUGAUCUCCAUGAUCAUGGCAGCUUACCCGUCGGAGUGGAGAUGGAUUUCCAUAUCCAAUUCUUUUCUUGUUCAGAUUUCCUUACAGGUUAAGCACCUUAGUUGAAUGCCAAAACGAGUGCUGUCCACAGCAAGUAAAAAAGUGCAGAGAAAAAAAAAGGGAGUCGGGGGAAAGUAGGGGAUAGAAUUUGUGCCUUUAGAGAAAUCAAAGCAAUCCCAUUAUACCAAGCUUACGCUAAAGCGAAGAACUUUUGCUUUUUUAUCACCACCACCAUCGCACCUUCGUAUUUUAUCUUUGCUUGUUUGCUUCUUUUUGUGUUUUUUCCCUUUUCCUAUAAUAAUAAGCAAAUGCUAAAGUGAUAUAUCUGUGAUUUCAGUCGACGACAGAUUAUCUAAUUUAAGUUAUAACAACGAAAUAUGUUCGUCAACAAAAAGGAGUCCAACCUCGAUCAUUAAGCAUAAGAAUGAAAACAUAUUAUUGAUUAAGUCGACUCACCAACUAAAACCCUUUCAACUUUAUUCAUUCAUGAGAAAGCCAAAAAAAAGGGGGAGGAAUUAUUCAACUUUAUGAGUGGCAUCUCAUACCAGCACAAUUUUAGUGUGCAAUAUCUUACGUGGAACCUCAGUACCUCUCUCUCCCAAGUAAGGAGUCAUCGUCCUCUGCAACAAAACCCACACAUGCACCUCCAACUAGGAGUGAGAGUUUGGUAUGCGGUUUGCGGAUUAUUCACAAACCACACCAAUCCCCACAAGUAGUUGUUGAUCACACCCACAAUUUGUGGUAGUGGAUUGAGUGUGGUUAGCAAAAUUAUAAUUUUUGUGGUUAGUUAUUAACCACUAAUCACAAUAAUUAACCCACAAAAUUCACCAUAAGUAUAACGAACUUUUUCUUUACCUUUAAGUCCAUCAUACUUAUUUAUUAAUAAUAUUUUAUAAUAAAAGAAGCAAAGAAGAAUUUCGUAGAAAACUAAAAUUAACUCAUUGUAAAAAUAAAAACUUAUAGACUAUAGUGUGUUUCCAGCAGGAUUAAUUUGCAUUUUGUAAAGAAGCUUUCAUCUCUUUCUUCUCUCCCACAUAAAAGUUGAAUAGCAAAUUUUAUAUAAGAUAUACAUUCAUGAACAAAACAACAAUAUAUUACUAUAAUCUUGUUGUGAAUAGAGAAUUUGUUGGUGGCAGCCACAACUUCACGCCUAUAAUGAUGAAUUUUUACGAAUAACCACCACCAACUCUCACCAAACCCAACCACAAUGGAUAGUGAUUAACCUAUUAACCACUGCGGUACGGUUUAGGGCUAACAUAAAGUCAUAAAUACAAC
Linum trigynum is the source of this 4202-nucleotide messenger RNA. Lineage: Eukaryota; Viridiplantae; Streptophyta; Magnoliopsida; Malpighiales; Linaceae. The record is from the annotation of a GenBank genome assembly.